UCGGCGGCGAAUGUGUUUCAUCUCAGUAGCCGACGCCACUUAUUUGAGAAGACCUAUUUGUAUAUCACGGAAUUUAGGAGAAUACCUGUGAUGGAUGAACCGCACGACUUUCAGUUCGUGCUCCCCCUGAAUUCCUCGGAUCUUAUAAACUCCAGUGGGGAUCAGUUCUACGUGAAGGAGAUAUUUGGCAGCGCCGAAAUCCCACAGAAAUUGCUAGAAUGCAAGCGAAAAGUUCAUCAAGGCGAUCCUUUCUAUAUCUUCGACCACUUUGACAUAUACUACUCGGUUCUGGAAGUCCAGGGUUCCGAUGCCAGCUGCAGCCAGAAUCUAAUGAGGUCUUUCGAUCUCCUUUACUUGACUGUGGACAAACUGUUCCAGGACCUUCACCCUCUGCUGGCAGCCAGCGAGCCCAUGUCCAACCAGCAGCGCAAUAGCUACUUGAAUCUGACUAAGAUGACCCUCUUCCUCCAAGUGAGCGUCGUCAAGAAGCUCAACAAUUGUGUGCAGCAGGCUCUGCGGGAUCAGCAGGUCAAUAUCCAGAAGAAGAGGGCAAAGCAGUCGGAGGCAACGGAGCACUUCCCAAACUGGGACGUCAAGCGAUCCAAAUUUCUCGUGCAGCUCUUUAAUGUUAUGCAGUGCCCGCUGGAAAAGCUCUGGAGUCCGCCUGUCGCCGAAGACGACUUUAUUUCAUUGCUCUGCGAUGUCUGCUAUAGAACCCUCGAGCUACAACCGCUACGUCCAGACAACAAAAACGUAUUCGACACGAUCUUUCAGAUCUUGGGCACCUCGAUCAAGCGUUUUAACCAGGCCAUGACCUUUCCGGUCCGUAUCCUGCAGAUUCUGCGCGGCACUGAACACGCGGCAACGUCCGUAGCCACCGGCAUUCUACUGCUGCACGAGGAGUACGGAAUCUCGUCCGUUUUUUCCAUUCUGAUUAAGAGCAUUGUGGACGCCCUGAAGCUGGACAGUUCUGACUCCACUGUGUCGAAGCACUUCUCCAAUUUCCUGGCCGAGUUCUCAAACAUCGCCCCUUCGCUGAUCAUCCCGCAUCUGGAAAAGCUGGCCGAUGACCUCUUAGAUUGUCAGUCACACACAUUACGCAAUUGUGUGCUGCAGAUCAUCGGGGACACGGUGGUCAGUGAACUGACCUCGGAGGAACUCAGCGAAGAGCUGAAGGAAGUGCGCAACGAGUUCCUAGAGCAUCUAAUGGCUCACAUCUUGGAUAUUUCGGCGCACGUGCGCUCUAAAGUCCUGAGCAUCUGGCACCACUUAAAAGUACAGCACGCCAUUCCGCUUAACUUUCUAACGAGAGUGUUGGACGAAGCCAUCGGAAGGCUGGAAGACAAGAGCUCCCUGGUGCGGCGUACCGCCAUGCAGCUAAUCAAAUCCGCCCUAGAGAGUAAUCCCUAUUGCAGCAAACUUUCCCUGGAGGAACUGCGGGCCAAGCAUGAGCACGAGGUUCUGGCCAUGGAGAAACUGAAUGAUGUCUUGGAGGAAGAGCGCAAGCAGGAGGAACAACUCAAUACUGAGUUCAGCACCCUGGCGCCCGAACUACUGCCCUUCAUUGAGGCUAACCUAACGGAGUUCCCUGAUAUGCAGUUCGACAAGGAGGAGAGCGACGAGACCUUGCUGGAGAGAAUCGUGCCGCUGAUGCGCGAAAAGAACUACAAGGACGUAAUUGUUCUGGUGCGAAAGGUUGACUUUUUGGCUGGCAAUCAGAAUAUGAGCUCCUUACUGAAACACGAAGAGCACUGUGUGUAUGUGCUGGCCUUGCUAAAAACAUAUCACCUACUGGCCGCAGGAUUCAAGCAGAGUAGCGAGGAGAUGCUGCAACAGAUCAAAACGGUGCAGUUCCUCAAGGACAGCAUAGACUUCGCGGUUCUGGUGACAUCGGCAUUCCCUAAGCUGCACGAAAUGCUCAUGUCCAAAACGAACACUGAUGUUUUCGAGGCUGUUGAUCUGUUUACCACCGGCUACAUGUUUGGGAUACACGGCACAGAGUCGGGAAUGCAGAGGAUGCUACAGUUGGUCUGGUCCUCGGAUAAGGAGAAGCGUGAUGCCGUGUCCGAUGCCUACAAGCGAGUUCUGUUUUCCACAGACCAAUCGGGCCGUGCUCACGCUAUCCUAGUGGUUCAGAACUUGUCCAAGUUCCUUUCGGAGAUCGAAUACGGACACUACACGGCCAUGGAGUCGCUGAUGGCAGAGUGGGUGUUAGGUGGAGAUAUCGACGCCGCUGUCAUCCAAGUGCUCUUUGAGCGCUUCACUCUCAAGCUGGAGGGCACCACCGUCAACGAAUCACGCCUGUCUCUCCAGCUCUUAAUCAUGGCUUCGCAAACAAAAGCCAGCAUUGUUUCGGCCAACAAAUUGAUCAUCGAGGACAUUGCCGCCGGGGAUCGGGUGCGCCGCGAUCCUCGCAUUUUCACCAGCUGUCUGCAGUUGCUGGUCAACUCGAUCGAUGCCAACAAUAAUGCCAAGUACUACAAGCGCCACAACAGCGAUUCGGAGUUUGUGGGAAAAAUCACGCGGCUCUUUCUAGACUUCUUUUUUCACAAAAAAUUGUCGGAUUUUGAUGCUUUGGCCAUGAGUGUGUUUGAGUAUUUCUACAGGAUGUGCCAGGCGCCGGAUGUGAUUGCCCAGCAGUUGGUGGUGACUCUGCUCAAACGAUUUAACGAGAGCUGGUUGGUCAAGGAGGCAGCUGCACUUGAAUCCUCGCCAGUCGUGGGGAAUAAGGAGAACGUUCCGGAAUCGCAGCCCACGGAAAUUCCUUACUCGCAGACUCUCCCCCUCACCCAGAGUCAACCAGAUAACCUCCUCCAGUCUGAUCGCAGUCUGAUGCCCGUUUUUCUGGUCACCCGUUUAGUAUUCUGUAUCGGCUAUAUGACCAUCAAGGAAAUGAUCUUUCUUGAUAUGGACAUCUAUAAUAAUAUGAAAUACCGCGAUGAGCUCACUGCGCAGGAAGAGCGAAAAAAUCGUAAUCAACUGGCGGGAAAUGCCCAGAACGCGGCCAGCAGACUAACUCUCAAUUUGUCAGCUAUGGAGGUGCGGAAGAGACUAUCUGGAGUAGCUGCCGAACCGCAGCAGGAGCCGGAUGACGAUCUGGUUGGGGCAACGGCUGAGGACAAUAUAGCUGAGGAAAUCAACGGUAUCUGCGAGGAAAUGCUGCUGUAUAACUCCGAUGCUCUGCUGGCCAAGCUAUCGCCGUUUAUCAUCGAGAUUUGCAAGCGUCCCGGAGAAUUCCGCGACGACAAGUUGCAGCAGGCAGCCACCUUGGCUCUAGCCCGUCUAAUGACCGUGUCCUCCCGGUUCUGCGAGUCCAACAUGAGUUUUCUGAUGAACAUCCUCAACCUGACCAAAAACAUCCGCAUCAAGUGCAAUACAGUGGUGGGCCUGUCGGAUCUGACGUUCCGUUUUCCGAAUAUCAUCGAGCCGUGGACGGGACACUUCUACGCCCAGCUGCACGAAUCGAAUACUGAGUUACGGCUGACCGCCGUCAAAAUGCUGUCCCAUCUGAUUCUAAACGAGAUGAUACGUGUGAAGGGCCAAAUCGCCGACAUGGCGCUCUGCAUUGUGGACGGGAACGAUGAGAUCCGCAAUAUUACCAAGCAGUUCUUCAAGGAAAUUGCCAACAAGUCCAACAUUCUGUACAACGUCCUGCCGGACAUUAUCUCCCGUCUGGGUGAUAUCAACCUUGGUUUGGACGAGGACAAGUACCGCAUAAUCAUGUCCUACAUCCUGGGUCUCAUCCAGAAGGACCGCCAGAUCGAGACGCUGGUGGAAAAGCUGUGCCUGCGGUUCCCGGUGACUCGCGUUGAGCGUCAGUGGCGCGACAUCGCCUACUGCCUUGGCCUGCUCAGCUACAACGAGCGAUCGGUGAAAAAGCUUAUGGACAACAUGCAGCACUACAAAGACAAAGUCCAGGUGGACGAGGUCUACCAGUCAUUCAAGCUUAUCAUCAGCAACACUAACAAGCUGGCCAAACCGGAGCUCAAAGCCGUUGUCACCGAGUUCGAGAACCGACUAAACGAGUGCUUGCAGGUCAAUCCGGACUCAUCGGCGCAACCCGGCGAUAAGGCCACUGGAGCUUCGGAAGGACAGGCUAACAGAACCCAAACGGCCAGGACGAAAAAAGGUGGGCGUAAGCCGGCCGCCAACAAGAAGACUGCUGCGCGGGGACGCGGAAGACGCACUCGCAUAGAAUCCAGUUCAGAUGAUAGUCCCAGUAGCGACAGUAGCGAUUAGUUUAUCUUCUUACUUAUACAAAUCGCCGCGUUGGUAAACUUAAUGAAGUUUUUAAAAACAUUUAUCAACUUACAAAAUAGCAAAAAUGAAGUUUAAAAAUCACGUUUUUUAAAAAUAAAUCUAAAAUACUGAACCUAAA
This is a messenger RNA of Drosophila rhopaloa, 4378 nucleotides long. It is a transcript of the gene Cap-D2, whose product is annotated as condensin complex subunit 1. Lineage: Eukaryota; Metazoa; Arthropoda; Insecta; Diptera; Drosophilidae. The record is from RefSeq and is a predicted model, not a curated record. The transcript is spliced from 6 exons. Bases 91 to 4239 code for a protein of 1382 amino acids. Gene Ontology annotation, biological process: mitotic chromosome condensation; mitotic cell cycle; meiotic chromosome condensation. Gene Ontology annotation, cellular component: nucleus; condensed chromosome, centromeric region. Gene Ontology annotation, molecular function: histone binding.